Messenger RNA from Paramecium tetraurelia, 459 nucleotides. RefSeq lists its product as uncharacterized. The record is from RefSeq and is a predicted model, not a curated record. The transcript is spliced from 2 exons. Lineage: Eukaryota; Ciliophora; Oligohymenophorea; Peniculida; Parameciidae.
AUGUCAGAUGAUGAACGUUUGUCCCUCCAUUCCUACGAUCCAAUUUAGGAUGGGGAUGAUGAUAUCGAUGAGUUUUACAAGGAAUUAAGUUUGCAAUUUUAUGGGGAAGAGAAAAAAAAGAAGGUAUCACUUUUGAUGUCAGGUUCAACUUAAGAGACCAAUAAGCCUAGUAGAGACACAUUACCUGAUGUCAAGAGAGGUUUCUUAUUUGUGAAGUAAUCCUCAAGUCGACCGGGUAGUCCGAAAUGUGAUCGUAAUCAGGUGCAAAGGAAAUCUCCAAAUCAAAAGUUAUAGAGCAGUCCCACUACUGUAAAAAUGAUUCAAACGAAGAAACUAAUUUAAUUGCUUCAGUCCCCUUACAAUAAGAAAAAUAAGUAAUAACAAACAUUUUUGAAGAAAUAGAUUGACAUGAUUAAAAAGAUUCAGGUAUAAGAAUUAAAGGAACAUUAUUAUAAAUGA